AUGGUAGCUAAGAUGGCUAUUAAAAAGCAUUUGAAGUUUGAAGAUGGCGAUGAGGAGCUGGUUAAGACAGAACCCGCCCACGAGGUUACGCAUAGUAAGCAGGAACAUGUUGAUGAUGAUUUAGAAUCAAGUGAUGAUGAUGAGGCACCAGAAGAAGAGGGGCUAAGUGUGGCAAAAAAUAGUGUCGAAGACAGUUAUAAAAAGCAGCAAAUUGCGCUUAAAGUUGAGAGAGAACAGCUGAAAGAGAAGAGGAAAAGGCAGAAUCAGAGGUUUGCAGAGCAGCAAGAGUUGAAAAGGCAAAAACAUGAGGAGGACAAAAAGCAUAGUCUUCUGAUGUUGGAAGAGGAGUUGAAGGAGAACGUGGAGGAGCUUAAUGAAGAAUUUUUUGACGAGCUGGAAUCACAGCCGCAGAAAGUAAGUGUGAUACCGACUAAAAUCAAUUUUAAUGACAUUGAUGAGAGCUAUACCGAAGAUGUGAGGACUGAGCUUAAGAAGCAAAAACGCAAGACUUUGAAAUCGAUCAGGAAAACUACCGUUAAGAGAGGACCGGUUCAGGUUAGUCUAUUGUCCUCACUGAAGGAAAGGCAGACUCUGGCACCCAAGAAGGAAGAUAAAGUGCUUAAGGUAAAGGAUAAAUGGUUGCGCAGGAGAUCAAUCAACCGAAAAUAG
This is a messenger RNA of Eremothecium sinecaudum, 669 nucleotides long. It is a transcript of the gene BUD21, whose product is annotated as Bud21p. Gene Ontology annotation, biological process: rRNA processing. Bases 1 to 669 code for a protein of 222 amino acids. NCBI's taxonomy places the organism in Eukaryota, Fungi, Ascomycota, Saccharomycetes, Saccharomycetales, Saccharomycetaceae. The record is from RefSeq and is a predicted model, not a curated record. Gene Ontology annotation, molecular function: snoRNA binding. The transcript has a single exon.